This is a messenger RNA of Actinia tenebrosa (Australian red waratah sea anemone), 905 nucleotides long. RefSeq lists its product as uncharacterized. The record is from RefSeq and is a predicted model, not a curated record. Lineage: Eukaryota; Metazoa; Cnidaria; Anthozoa; Actiniaria; Actiniidae.
GUAUUUAAGGACGUUGAAGUCCUGWCAACACAUCGAGAUUACCUUCCGCCUAUUACAUUCAAUACAUUCAAUCUUAGAGUUACUUUCUUCAACUAGUGUCAUGUCUACAGUUAGCGUAGUUUUAGUUGCUUGUCUUUUGUUCUUGGUAUUCACAGAAAAAACGCAAAGUCAAAAGGAGUAUUCCGAGCCUCGUACAAGAAUUGACAGCCAAAUCCAUGACGUCGAAACUGAUGCAAUGUUCAAGAAACAAGCUACGUUUUGUAUCUAUAACAAAUGCCGCAGAAGGAAUUCAAAGAGACCCAAGACUCGUUCACAUGGGUGGAACGCCUGAGACAGAUAGCUCUUCAAAAGAGUCCUGCCAAACGAUCGCGAGUGAUAAUGGAAGACGACAACACGGUAGCAGAGCAAGAAAGCCAAGCUAUGGACUAGGAAUGGACGACAAUACUACGUAUUAAAAAAAGUAGACAUCAAGAAAGAUUUCGAAAUAUGAAAACUUCCACAUUAAGAAAUAUUUAUUUUACUUACAACUUCAUUGCGAAUGCUUAAAUUUAUUUAGAUACGAAUUAAUGUAAAACGUUGAAAUAAAUACUCAGAAGUUAUAAAGCGCUUUCAGUCAAAAGCACACUUGAAGCAGGUGAACAGUUCAGGCUUCAAGUUAUAGAUAUUCAUUUUUAUUGAUCUCGAUGAUUGCGUUAAACAACAAUCUCUAUCUAUUGGCACAAGAAAACUUAAAKGAUUGGAGUGUUUGCCGGAAAACACCGCUAUGAAUAAAAAGCAGGUCAAAUGACGCGAUUUAAGGCCAAAAAUACACAGUAAUUCUUUAACUGACUCACUUUGUAAGUUUUCGCUGUCAAAUAACUGAAAAUGCAUUUAAUGUUGAUAAAUAAAUACACCACUAACACUCA